UAGUACACAUCUGAAAUGCACGAGUAUUGGAACAGUUAAACAAUGAAGAUGGUCACUUAAAUUGUCUACGGUGGUGAAAAUAUCAAACUUAUUUAACAGUCCUGUACAACUUGAACCUUCUUUCUACACAGGACAGAGGAUAACCGAAUUAUUUGUGAAACGAGAAGAAGAGAAGAUCACAGCAUUUUAAACAUGGAGGCUAUUAUGGCAGGUUUCUGGGUUUUUCUCGUCUCUUUUGCGACUGCUAUGGUUUUUGUGUCUUUGGCAUCCAUACCUCUCCAGAUAGCAAUGAUAGUUAUUGGAGCAAAAUACAAAGACGAGUGCCCAGUGGAAGAAAUGAUCCCUGUUUACCUCAUAGUAGCAGGGGCUGCCGGCUUAUUCGCCAAUUGUUGUACCGGCGGUGUGAGAUACAACCAGCAAGAGGAUGAUGGAAAUACUGUAAAUCUGCUGCAGGCUCUUGUGCAAUUUGUUGUUUUCGCUUGGUUCAUUUGUGGGAAUGUAUGGAUUUACGCGAACUAUGAGCCGAAUUACACGGACCCUUCGAGUCUGGACUACUGCCAUAAGACACUUUAUCUAUUUGCAUUCUGGGUCACGAAUUCUGCUUACAUUCUUUACGGAUUCAUAUCAGUCUGUCUCUGUUGCUUUGGAACUUGCACCGCCACUGUAGGCAUCGGUAAAGCGUGUGUAAAUGUGUAAAAGAUCCGAAAGGAGAUUAUCACAUUCAUGUCGAUGUUAAUAAUAUUAAAA
This is a messenger RNA of Pocillopora verrucosa, 747 nucleotides long. Its product is annotated as transmembrane protein 272. NCBI's taxonomy places the organism in Eukaryota, Metazoa, Cnidaria, Anthozoa, Scleractinia, Pocilloporidae. The record is from RefSeq and is a predicted model, not a curated record.